Molecule: messenger RNA, 1383 nt
Organism: Dioscorea cayenensis subsp. rotundata (Guinea yam)
Lineage: Eukaryota; Viridiplantae; Streptophyta; Magnoliopsida; Dioscoreales; Dioscoreaceae
Exons: 1
Coding region: 560-1162 (200 amino acids)
Source: RefSeq, a predicted model, not a curated record
UAAAAAAAAUUUGUAGUGUGUGUUAUAAAUAGUUUCUGUCAAGUUAUUGUCAAUAUCAUAUAUUGUAAAUUUAUUUUCACAAAUUUAUAGUCCAUCUUUUUACAAUUUAAUUGUUUUAACCUUUAAUCAGAAGGCUUCUAGUGAUUUAAUUUGUUAUUUUUUAUAAAUAUGAAUAAAUCACGUGAUUAAAUCCUCAUCUUCUCGUCAUAGGAGAAAUGAAAUACCAACUCCCUAUUGAAACGGUGAUAACCCAUCAUAAUGUGUCAAAUUACAAAACUAGCCCUACACUUGAAGGAGCACAAUCUUCAUCAUCAAGGGCAAUUUUGUAAUCAUAUCUUCACUUACUCCAGUUACCGUUAUUACCGUUACUUUUUCCCUGCCGAAAAAGGAACCUUAACUUUCAAAGAUUCCCAUUCCCGUGAACUCACAACAAACUCACAACUUUCCCCUUCUCUUUUAAUAAAUAUAUCACUUCAAUGAGAAGAACUAACCCCCUCAAUAUUUCUAUAUAAAUCUCAAUCUCCAAACCUCAAACUAAUACAUCUCCCCAAAAACCACCAUGGAUUGGUUCUCAUGGCUUUCAAAGUCAAGCCUUGAUGCUUCUCUAGUCUAUGAGUAUGGCCUUCUCCUCUCCCACAAUGAGUUAGAAGAGGAAGACAUCACCCACUUUGAUCAUGAGUUCCUUCAAAGCAUGGGAAUUACCAUUGCCAAGCAUCGCCUAGAGAUCAUCAAGCUCUCAAAGAAACACAAGAAGGUAUUUUAUUAUUCUCCUUUUCCAGUGAACCGUCUUCUUUCGGCGGUUGACAAGACCAAGAAUUGCAUUACAAAGUAUGUACUCCGGUUGUUUGUUCACCGGAAUUCUUCGGCGAUUGUGGUUGUACCGAGAUCUUCGCUUGGAGAUCGGUGGAAGGGUGCCGCCUUGAAGAGGAGCAAGAAGAUAAUGGUUGUCAAGCAAGGGAGCUUCUUGCUCACUGAUGGCCGUUCUCCGGUGAUGCCGUCUUUCUUUUAUGGUGAUAAAACUAAUAUUGUUGAUAACAAUGGAGGUGUUGCUGUUGUUGGUGAACAAGAAGAUGGUGAUGAUGAUGAUGAUGGAUAUUGGGGUAGUGGUGAUGUUGAGAAGGUGAGGUGGGACACAAUGUUUCAAGACUUGAAGCCAACUUAAUUAGAAGAUGUUAUCAAUCUCUUGAUUUGUUUCUUGAUUAUGAGUUAUUAUGGAUUAUGGAGUUUGGUUAUUUUGUGUUUGGUUUUGUUUUACUUUUGGUGUGGUGUAUAAAGUAAUUAGAUUUGUUUGUGUGGUUUUGAAGGGAAAAUAAUGCUGCAUGAUGUAUGUGUUAGACGGUUGAUAAAACUAUGAAGAAAGAGAGAUCCACAUGUAUUUAUCUU